GUCGAGUUUGCGCCCGAUGUUUUAAAGUAGCGCACAUUUGAGCGUAAAUCGUCGUCGGGGCCACGUCGACGAAUCGUUUAGAACCGCGCCUUUUUACUGUGAAUCCGAAACAGAGAGAAAAAAGCGAGAAAUUUCCGACUUGUUUCCCGCGUUAGCAAUCGGCGAUUUCCGACGUUUAAUCCCGUUAAAACGUCCCAACCGGAUCGGUUAAAAAGUGUCCCGGAAGAAUACGCAGAAACAGAAAAAGAGAACUAAUAAUAUGAUUUCCGAUAAAUAACAGUGAAAUUAUGUGAAAAUCGAAAUGUGUGCCACGUAAACGACUUUCGCGGACCUAAAAGAAAAUAAGUAGCGAAUUACUUUAUUUUUUCCAUUUUUUUUAGUCCCCCAGUUGUUGGUUUUGUGUUGGGUUUUUUGAGUGAGCCCGAGAGAACGACGGAAACCUGUUUCAUCGCCGAUGAACGGUUGUUGUGUAGAGCUUCUUUUUUAAGUGCAAGUGUUACAACUCGACAAAACCUUCUUUAACUAAAAGGAUUACCUACUUUUUUUUUCACUCAAAUUUCACCACGAAAAAGAGGAAACAAGGAUACAACACACUCAUUUCGAGGACGUCCUUAGAUCGUUGGCCGCAAAUUUGAUCACAUGGUACAACUCAAGCUUUAAUGAACGACGAUGUACUACAGGAAUUUGCCGGCCGUUUUUGGCUGGCACUCCGGCACGUGUGAAUAAAUUUUCGAAAACAUAGCGAAAGAAAAGUCCGAAGCAGGUGAGUCCUGCGUGAGAUGGAUGUCAUUACCAACGCAUUGGAGGGACAGGUUAGGCAGUAUUUCCAGGGGCUGCCCACGGCUUCGAGCUCGACGGCGAGCCCCACGUAUCAACAACCGACCCAAGCGACGAGUCAAUCAAACAACGAGAGGCCAUCAGUUCCUUAUUGGCCCCCUCACCCAGAUUCGCGGGUUCAACACGACACCCGACCCAAGGAUGUGAUAUCGGAGGCGAAUUCGUCUCAUCAAAGCGUUCCUCACGAACCCACCGGAAAAAGCAAUCAAAGCUAUUACAACCCUCCAAAUGGCGCUAAUUACGUUGAACCUCAAUACCAACAUUAUCGCGAAUACCAACAAUCCUCGCAUAUUUUACCCAACCCAAGUUAUCAGCAAAGAGUCGCUCCAACUCAAAGAGUACAAGAACCCAGUUAUCACCAAAUGCAAACACCAACGAGUUACUACCAAAAUCAUCGUUCCUAUUACAAACCAGUGACGAGUAAUAACGUUAAGACUGUGGUGACCUCGCAAAAUCAAAAUCAAUACGAUGGGUUUAAGUAUCAAUCUGGAAUGGCGAACAAUUAUGCGGGAAACAAAAACGUCAAAACCACUCAUAAUUUACCUCCGAUAGCCGGGCUUCAAUCGAAUUACGCCGGGUUCAAGACUAAGAAGGUUGCGCAAGGAAUUCCUAGACCUAAUUCUGAGGUGAUUUUUAGAAAUUCUAAUUAUCACUCUUCUUCGAAUUAUCAACAACAUUAUUCUCAAUCUUCCAAUCAAACAAAUCAACAACAGAAUGUUCAAAAUGUGCAAAACGUUCAGAGUCAUCAACAAAAUAUGCAAAAUGUUCAGAAUCAUCAACAAAAUGUACAAAAUGUUCAGAAUCAGCAACAAAGUCAUUUGCAAAAUCACCUAAAUGGUCAACAUCAAAGUCAGCAAUCAAAUCAUCAAUCAAGUCAUCAAUUAAGUCAUCAACAAAAUCAGUUACAAAAUCAACAAUUAAGUCAUUUAGUAAAUCAACAACAAAAUCAGAUGCAAAAUCGGCAACAAAAUCAGAUUGAAAAUCAUCAACAUAAUCAGAUACAAAAUCAUCAACAUAAUCAGAUACAAAAUCAACAAAAUCAGUUACAAAAUCAUCUACAACAAACUCAGCAACAUAAUCAGAUACAAAAUCAUCAACAAAAUCAGUUACAAAAUCAUCAGCAACAAAAUCAGAUACAAAAUCAUCAACAAAAUCAUCAACAACUUAAUCAGCAACAAAAUCAGUUACAAAAUCAGAUUAAUAAUCAGCAAUUAUCAAAUCAUUUAGUAAAUCAUCAACAAAGUUCUCAACAAAAUCACCAAUUAAGCCAUCAAUUGAGUCUUCAAGUAACCCAGGCGUCAAUAAUUCAUCAGAACAAUUCAAGUUAUCAAUCAGCGUCAAUAAAAAAUGAGUUUUCUCCAACACAAAUCAAUAAUAGCUUUGAUAGCGUGCUUGAUUUGUCGUUAAAAACAAUAAAAACGCCUGCUGAUUCAACUUUGGACGAUAAUAACAUGUCUUCUGAGGAACGAAAUCAACCGAAAUAUGUCCCGAUGAGGAGAUAUGAUCAAAGAAAUAACGUUGUGCGAAGUGGUAGCGUUACGAGUGCGCCGAAAGUCGAUUUUACCCCGAAUUUUAAUCGGCCACUAACUCAUUCUCAACCGAUUAGUUAUAACAACAAUAAUAACCAAGAAAGACGAAAUUAUCCUUAUUAUAAUCAAAAUCAAAGUCAUAAUAAUUUGAAUACAUCUCGGUAUUAUUCCCCGAUUCGUAAAGAAACGUUACCAAGGAUUGAUUUUCCGUCAUCGAAUCAAAUUCAAAAAUCGCAAGGGAUGUACGUGCAUCAAAAUCAAGAUCAACGCAAAAGGUUGUCGUCGGAAUCGAUGCCUGUGUUGCCGAAAAAGCCGAAAGUCGAUGAAAAAUGGAGACAGGCAAUCGAUAAACAAAUAGAGCAAAAAUUUUCGAUGUAUCAAAAAAAUUCGUCAAGCGAAAAAAAAUCUUCGAUGAUCAACGGAAAUUUGACAUAUCAAACGAAUCAAUUCCAACAAAGACAAUAUCAAAUGCACCAAACUUACGUCCCAUCCCCCGGGGUUCCCCAAUACCCCGUGUACCACCAACAAAACCUCCCCCGAUCAAACUCCCAAUCUUCAUUAAAUCGACUUAGUGGGAGUCAUCAAAACGUUCAAGGCGCCGAUAAACGCGUCAUAAGCAUCUUACGUUCUAAUCUUGAGAUGAAAGGGGCGAAGGAGGCGCAAAGGAGGCAAGACCAAAAAGUUUUUAACAACUCGAAUCAAAUCCAACAACCAUCCACGGACGUUUUAGCCCCCCUCCAACCGAAAACCGCCAUUUUAUCGCGCCAAAAUGUUUCUCCAUUUACCGCAUCAAGCAUAGAACGUAACACCCCCCCAAUAUCAGGGUACAAAUUUCCCAAAGCCGUCGAUUCAAUCCGAUUUGAUUUGGACGAGAAACCCGGUUGUUCCAGCUUGGGCAAUCAAAAUGAUCUGGAUGGUUUAGCCGCGAAUUUAGCGGCGAGAAUUCGCACUAAAGGAGAGUUGAAGCAGAUGCAACAAAUUCAGCUAAAUCAAUUAAAUCAUGUCAAUCAAAUUAAUCAGAUUAAGACUGAGUUGAUUAAAAUUGAGGAGCCUCCAAAAUUAACGAAAGAAAAGUUGUUGUAUCCCCCGAGAAGGAGAGUUUUUAAUCGGGAUGAUGAGCAAAGCGAUAAAGUGGGGAAAAUCCCCCCGCGAGAUCGAACUGGGAUGAGGAGUUCCUCAGAAACUUCCGUUUUUGACUUCCCCGAUAGCGACUCAGACACGGAAAUGCCCGUUUUGGAGCGGCAAUCGUUAGAGGAUAUGAGGAGGGACCGGAAGAUCACCUCAAAAUCAAUUUUGGACGAGGGGGAGAGAUCUUUGAGUCCCUUAGAUGAUACUUUUGACAAAGCUUGCGACAACUUCAUGGAACAGCUAAAAACGGGGGGAGGGAAGAAGCGGGGGAGGAGGAAAAAGAUUGAUACUCAAACUAUUGCAAAGUUACAAGAAAAUAAUAAAAAUAUUAAUAAUAAUAAUGAGGAAAUUGUGAAAUCGGCGCCGAUUAUUAAGGUGGAGGAGGAAAUCGAAGAAAAUAAAAGCGAGUUGAAUCAGAUCAAAAAGGAGUUGAGCGAUUGUAGCGAUUCUGAGGACGAUUCAGAAAGCCCCGAGUCGAAAGAGCGCAAAAAGCGGAUGCAAGAACAGAUCAAAAAGAGCCAACAACUAUACGCAUUAAGAAAUUUGACUUCCUGUCUGAUAAAGCCUCCCAAAAAGCCAACAUUCGGAGACGGAUCCGAUUUUUACCCGGGAUGGGAAGAAGAACUAUACCGCUUCAAAAAAUCGUUAAGAAUCCCCGACAAUUUGAUCCACGUAACGCGCCCCCCAAACUGUCAAAGAUUAUCCACAUCCCUCCCCGAUUUAGACCCAUGCCCAUCCCCAACGAACUCCUCGAUCAUCGACGAGUACAAAAUCAAAAAGAAAGAGAAUUACGACAGCGACAUCGACUCGAAUUGCAGCUUCAAUUUUUCGAUGUCGAAAAAUUACGAUUCCGAGGAAGGAUCAUCCGUGAAAUCGUUCAACAUUAAAUCCCGCGACUCAAUCCUCGAUAAAUUAGUCGAGAGGUAUUCAGUGAAACAGAAACGAAAGUUUAAAAAGAAAGAUGAAACCCCAAAAAUCAUCCCAAAACCCGAAAAUCCAUUAGAACUCCUCCCCACUCCGAGUUUAGACGUCGAAAACUUAACCGAGAAACAAAAAACCGGGGCUAUUAUAAAAUCGGAUUCGGCGUUUUUGGGAUUUCGCAAAAAAACUGUCGAAAAUUUCAAAGACACGUUCAUAAACACCUCGAAUAUCGUCGGAGUUGGGGAACAAUUCACUCCGGUUGUUUUAAAAUCGCGCACUCGCAAAGAAACGAGAGUUUUAAAACAAAAAGCGACAAUCCGAGAGGUUUUCGGGGAAGAUCGCCCCGCUUCCGCUCCGCCGGUUACCUGCGUCGAUGAGUUAAAAGAUAUCAAACGAAAUUUGGACGAAAAAUCCGAUUCGAUUAGCCCGAAAGAAGUGCUUAAAAAUAAAUUGUUGAAUAAAGGGAAAAAAUUGAACUUAAUUAAUGAAACUAAUUGUGGUAAAAUUGAUCUUGAUGCGAAAUCUGAGACUCCUUCGUUGGAUGGGGAUGAGAAUAUCUCGAAGAUUAUUAAGAAAAAUAAGUUUAGGAAUAUUAGGCGUAAAGGAAGUUCUGGGUUUGAUUAUAUUAGGAAGAAGAAGAAGCAGGUUAAGAAGGAGGAUGAGAGCGGGACGACGAAACAAAAACGGUUCAUUGUUAAAGCGAAUCCGGAAUCGGUGCAAGAUAUUCAAAAGGAAAUUAAGAUGUGGGUGUUGAAUAAAGGGAUUGGGGAGACUCAUCUUCACAGAUCUGCAAGAUUAGGAUAUACAGAUAUAACGGCGUAUUGUUUAGAAAAAAUGGAUUGUUCACCAUCUCCAAAAGACAACGCGGGGUACACUCCGCUUCACGAAGCUUGUUCUCGAGGUCAUUUAAGUACGGCGAAAUUAUUAUUGAUGUAUGGCGCGAAUGUGAGUGAAUCGGCUCAAGGUGGAAUAAGGCCAUUACAUGAAGCAAUUGAGAACGGUUUCGUCGAAAUAGUUCGCCUCCUCCUCUCAUAUGGGGCCGAUCCAACUUUGGCAACUUAUGCAGGUGUCACCCCUUUAUCUCUAGCGAGCGAUGAAUACACCCGGAAUUUAUUGGAGAAUCAUUUAAAAGAGAUUCAAGGGGAGGAAUCGGAUAAAUGGUUCUUUAAUGGUCCAUCAAAAUGUUUCGAUCCAGAAGAAUCUGGUUACGAUCCUUUGGAAGAUCUCCCCCAACAAGAUCCACAAUUAACAGUGAAUCACAACCAAGACGAUUUAGACUUGGACGAUUUCGAUUUCGAAGUCAGCGACGUUUUGUUACCGAACUUGUACAGUUUUAUAAACGAUUCGACGGGCGAUCGAUGGAUUUUGUUGCAGGACUUGUCGAAUUUGUUAAAGAUUAAAUCGAAAGAUGCGCUUUUGAAGCAGAUUAAUCCGUCCGGUUUGGCGGUUGGUGGCACAAAGAGUGUGUUGAAAGAAUUAAAAAUGACGGAAUUCCUCGAACAAGUUCGUUGUUGUCAAUUUUUAAACGCUGGCGAAAAAAUCAAUCCGCGCGCCUCCAAAAUCGCCCUCAUCAAAUACACCGAUAAAGUGAAGGAACUUUUAAACGUUGAGCAAGUUACGAUUCCAGCGAGGUGACCUUAAAUUUAAUUAUUAUGUUUUUUAUUUCUUUGUUAGUGUCAAGAAGACGUAAAGUGAUAAUUUUUUUUUGAUUGAUUGAGUUAGGAGAGGUGCUUUUUGAAUUUUUUGGUUACCAAGUCGAUGUUUUAAAGCAUAUCGAGGUUAAAAUGAAAUUUAAAGUUUAACAUGGGGAUAUAAUUAUUUUAUUUUGUAUUAAUAAGAAUUAUUUUUUUAAUUAUUUCACAAAAACGAAACGAUUUUUGUAUAUAAAGUUGUUUAUAAGAGACUUUCUCAGGGAGUAGUUAUAAUUAUUAAAAAAAAAAACAAAUAAGUUUCGAAUUUUUUUAUUAAAAUCUAAAUC
Onthophagus taurus is the source of this 6393-nucleotide messenger RNA. Its product is annotated as putative mediator of RNA polymerase II transcription subunit 26. Lineage: Eukaryota; Metazoa; Arthropoda; Insecta; Coleoptera; Scarabaeidae. Gene Ontology annotation, biological process: negative regulation of transcription by RNA polymerase II. The record is from RefSeq and is a predicted model, not a curated record. Gene Ontology annotation, cellular component: nucleus. Gene Ontology annotation, molecular function: protein binding; transcription corepressor activity.